AUGGCCGACAACAAGAUACAAGAACUGCUCACGAAGCCGCGCAAUGAGUUAACUGAAUACGAGAUCUCCCUCCUCGAGGAGCACGAGUUCAGCGCGGGCCCCCUGUCGAUCCUGCAGACGGCCGUGCGCAGCCACACGCAGGUGCUGAUAUCGAUCCGCAACAACCGCAAGCUGCUGGCGCGCGUCAAGGCCUUCGACCGCCACUGCAACAUGGUGCUGGAGAACGUCAAGGAGAUGUGGACCGAGACCCCGCGCCUCGCCGGCGGCAAGAAGGGCCGCCCCGUCAACAAGGACCGCUUCAUCAGCAAGAUGUUCCUUAGAGGAGACUCGGUCAUUCUGGUCCUUCUCAGUUAA
Molecule: messenger RNA, 354 nt
Organism: Anthostomella pinea
Lineage: Eukaryota; Fungi; Ascomycota; Sordariomycetes; Xylariales; Xylariaceae
Source: the annotation of a GenBank genome assembly